AUGCUUUACGAAUUCAGGUUAUGGUAUCCAUUUGGUCUACCGGCGCCAAUUCACUGGAAAUAUAUUUUUGACCGCCUUAACGACGGUGUUCGUAUGCUAUGGUCUGAUGGCGGGAAUACCUAUAUUAACUUGCCUCCUAACAUGGUUAUCGACACGACAUUGCUUGAUGGAAAAAAAAGGAGCUCUACUUUCAAUGAACUUGAUAAUAAUCGGGCUGUUACCCUUGAAGAAGUGUUUCCGAUUGCCGAGAUGUUUCAUAUUGAGAGUUAUGGCGAAGCAGUCCUGUUUGUUUUGCAAUUAAAUGCGCGGCUAACGCUGUCUGUGGUUUUGUAUUUUGGUCUCAUACUUGGACUUCAUAACAAUGCUAUUAAUUCCGUCGUUUUUUAUAUCUAUACGAUCUUUCUUCCCGCUUAUCUAUGGUUGUAUCCACAACGAAAGGUUACUUAUCCCGAUGAAAAAGCUAUCCAUCAUUCUUAUUUCAGCUUUGGCGAAUCUCAUGAACAUAAAUUGAGAGCCAUUAAAGGGAAAGAAAAAAGUAUCUAUUGGAAAUACUUUGCCUAUAUCAGGUUCUCUGCCCUUGUUAUUCUGGAUGGCUUAUGUGGAAUGUCUGGGUUCCUGCCAAGAGCAAUACAGGCGAUCUUGUUCUUUAACAUUUAUUUUACAUCGCCAACAGAGGUAUCAAAAGAUAUUUGGGACAACUAUGUUAAGGGCUUUUUUUCCGUACUUUUUAAUGGCCUAAAUUUCCUUGCUAGCUUCAUCGCUUUCGGUGACGAAGCUUCUCAAAACAUUGGAAAAUCCAAACCUAAUGCAUCUGAGAAAUCUGAGAAAUAUGAGAAAUAUGAGAAAUCUACCUCUACAAUUGAUGAACAAACAUCUAACCCUAAAAAGCCAAGCAAUCCUGAGGACCAGAAAAAGCUUGAUAAUAAGGCUAACCCUAAAGAUACUAUUAGCUCUGAACCCUCUAAUGUUACAAAUAGCUUUGAAAAAAACAUAAAUGAGAGCAUCGAUUCUCUCAAUCGUUAG
This is a messenger RNA of Mitosporidium daphniae, 1023 nucleotides long. RefSeq lists its product as uncharacterized. The transcript has a single exon. Lineage: Eukaryota; Fungi; Microsporidia. The coding region runs from base 1 to 1023 and encodes 340 amino acids. The record is from RefSeq and is a predicted model, not a curated record.